Schizophyllum commune H4-8 is the source of this 1860-nucleotide messenger RNA. RefSeq lists its product as uncharacterized. The transcript is spliced from 10 exons. The record is from RefSeq and is a predicted model, not a curated record. The coding region runs from base 212 to 1765 and encodes 517 amino acids. Gene Ontology annotation, molecular function: pyridoxal phosphate binding; carboxy-lyase activity. Gene Ontology annotation, biological process: amino acid metabolic process. Lineage: Eukaryota; Fungi; Basidiomycota; Agaricomycetes; Agaricales; Schizophyllaceae.
GGCGCUUGAGUGCUCGGCAUUCAGUUGGCCAUGCAGGUAUUCGCAGCCGCGGUAAGGACGGGUUUCGGGCUUGCGGAGAAGAUAGACCUUGAGGGUCGUGCGCGGGCCCGGGCGUCGCAAUUCGUAGCAAACUCCGCUCCCAAUCGGCGUGACCGGGCGUAGGAACAAUAUAUAGGGGAAGGGUCUCUGUCUUCUCUUCAGCGACCCCGUUAUGGUUUUGGACAUCGAGGAGUUCAGAAAGGCCGGCUACGCAGCCAUCGAUCAGAUCUGCGACCACUUUUAUUCGCUGCAGGAGCAGCCGGUGGUCGCAGCCGUCGAACCUGGCUACCUAGCCAAGCUUAUUCCAGGCUCUCCGCCACAAGAGGGAGAACCUUUUGAGAAUAUCGCUGCUGAUUACAAGAGAUGUAUACUGCCGGGAAUCACCCAUUGGUCGCACCCUUCGUUCUUCGCGUACUUCCCGACGGCAUGCACCUUCGAGGGCAUCCUUGCGGAUCUCUAUUCGUCUGCUGUGUCCAACCCCGGGUUCAAUUGGAUCUGCAGUCCAGCAUGUACCGAGCUCGAAGUUAUUGUCAUGGACUGGGCUGCACAGCUCUUCGGCCUCGAUAAGGCCUUCCUGAACAGCAGCACCUCUGGCGGUGGUUGCUUGCAGACUACGGCCUCAGAGUCAGCUCUCAUCGCCGCCGUGGCGGCUAGGAAUACAUACAUGGACUCGCAUCCUCAGGCACGCCACGAGGAUCUGGUCAUGCUAUGCACCACCCAGACGCACUCGCUCGCGCUAAAGGCCGGGCGCGUCCUUGGUCUCGCUGUACGCACUAUCGAUGUGGAGGCAAAGGACGCAUACGGGCUCAGAGGCGAAGGACUCGCCCAAGCGAUCGCAGAUGAACAGGCGAAGGGGCAUCGCCCAUUUUUCUUGAUCGCCACCAUUGGCACCACAUCGUCCGGUGCUAUUGAUAAUAUCGCCGAAAUACGCGAAGUGGUCAGCGGUCAUCCCGAUAUAUGGCUGCACGUCGAUGCUGCUUGGGCCGGAGUGGCGCUGUCUCUUCCCGAGAAGCGCGAGGAGUUGUACCUCGCCGACAUCAAUUCCGCCGCCAACUCCCUCUGCAUCAACUUUCACAAAUGGGGCCUGGUGAACUUCGACUGCAGUACUCUUUGGGUCCGGGAUCGGUUGACAUUGACCCAAGCGCUUGACGUCACGCCACUGUAUCUACGGACGAAGGAGGCAGAAGCUGGUACGGUCACUGACUUCCGCAAUUGGCAUCUUGCACUCGGUCGUCGCUUCCGUUCACUCAAGCUCUGGUUCGUCCUCCGGUCGUACGGUGUGGAAGGGUUUCAAGCGCAUAUCAGAAAGGGCAUCGCCUUGAACGAGGUUUUUGUGUCGCUCAUCAAGCAGUCCGAACGACUGGUGCUGGCCGCGCCGCCUUCGCUUGGCUUGACUGUGUUCCGCAUGGUCCCCGCUGCGUGGCAAAAGGAGGCGGAUCAGGUCAAGAUAGAACAGCCUGCAGUCUCAAAGGCUGCCGACGAGGCUGUCGUCCAUGCGGCGGCCGAACUUACGGAGUCGAAGACGCCUAAUGCCCUAACACAAGCUUUAUGGGAUCGCCUGGACCGCCGCCGCGGUGAACUCUUCCUGUCACAGACGUCUCUGAAUGGUGUGCAUUGUGUGCGCCUCGCGGUGGGUGCUGCACGGACAGAAGAAGAGCAUGUCCGACGUGCGUUUGCCAUCAUAGAAGAAGAGGCGGCGGCUGUAGCCGCAGAAUUGGAUGUUUGAAAACAUCCUCAUCUGCUCUGCCCGCCACCAAUUCGACUCCAAAUGUAAGAAUGUAUGGCUUAUCCGCCCUUAUAAAUGUCCCAUUUGUGUUCCUC